AUGAUUGAAAAGGUCAAGGACACCAGAGAGGAGGAGGAAGACAAAGAGGGGGAGAAUGAGGAUGAGGAUGAGGGGCAAGGAGACAAGGAGUCUCAGAUUAAAUUUAAUAUAAGGCAUGAAGACAAAAACUUUCAGGGAUGUUGUUUUGAGUGCAGCAUGGACUGCCCAGAGCUGUCAUCCCACUUCAGCUGCUGUUACUCCUGGGCCUGGGUUUUGUAUGAACGUCCAAAAUUAAUGGGCUGCCAGUACAUCCUAACCAGGGGAGAGUAUCCUGAUUACCAGCACUGGAUGGGCUAUAAUGACUCUAUAAGGUCUUGCCGCAGGGUGCGAAAUCAUACUGGCAUUUUACGUAUCCAUCUGUAUGAGCGGCCUGACUUUCAGGGUCAGAUUAUGGAGUCCAGUGAGGACUUACCCUUUCUCUAUGACCACUUCCAUCACCGUGAGGUACAGUCCUGUAACGUUCUGGAUGGGGCCUGGGUCUUCUGUGAGCAUCCUAACUACAGGGGACAUCAGUAUUUGUUGGAGAGAGGCGAGUUCCGCCACUUCACCGACUGGAGUGCCAUGCAUCCUGCUGUCGGCUCCAUCCGCAGUGUUCAGGAGUUUUAG
Messenger RNA from Carassius carassius (crucian carp), 606 nucleotides. RefSeq names its product gamma-crystallin 1-like. Bases 1 to 606 code for a protein of 201 amino acids. Gene Ontology annotation, biological process: lens development in camera-type eye; visual perception. Lineage: Eukaryota; Metazoa; Chordata; Actinopteri; Cypriniformes; Cyprinidae. Gene Ontology annotation, molecular function: structural constituent of eye lens. The transcript has 3 exons. The record is from RefSeq and is a predicted model, not a curated record.